This is a messenger RNA of Melospiza georgiana, 1956 nucleotides long. RefSeq names its product MPL proto-oncogene, thrombopoietin receptor (gene MPL). The record is from RefSeq and is a predicted model, not a curated record. Gene Ontology annotation, cellular component: external side of plasma membrane; membrane. NCBI's taxonomy places the organism in Eukaryota, Metazoa, Chordata, Aves, Passeriformes, Passerellidae. Gene Ontology annotation, biological process: positive regulation of cell population proliferation; hemopoiesis; cytokine-mediated signaling pathway. The transcript has 11 exons. Gene Ontology annotation, molecular function: cytokine receptor activity; protein binding.
AUGGCAGCCUGCCUGUGCCAGGGCUGGCAGCUCUCACUGCUCCCUGCCAUCCUGCUCAGCCUCUGCAGCCCACCAUCAGCCCCUGAGCCAGUGACAUCCCAAGACGCUGCACUGCUAGCAGGCGUGUCCGAGGACAUCCUCUGUUUCUCCCGCUGCUUCGAGGACCUCACCUGCUUCUGGGACGAGGAGGAGACAACAGCUGGGAUGUGCCACUUCUACUACUGGGAUGUGCCCACAGCGUGCGUGGUCUCCACGUGGCCCCGUGGGGCUGGCGGGAAGCGACAUGUCUGCGUCUUCCCCAGCCAGGACGUGCGGCUGUUCACCCAGCUCCACCUCCGUGUCCUGAAUGCCACCACAAACCACACCAAGUACUGGCGGGAGCUCAGCGUGGACGCCGUGGGUCUCGUUGCUCCCCCAGGGAACAUCACUGCCCGCUGGGCCGGGGCUGCAGGGCAGCUCUGCGUGUCGUGGCAGCCACCCCUCGCUGACUUCCCAGACUUCUUCCUCUACGAGGUGCAGUGCUGCCCUGCCAGCUCCCCAGGGGUGCCCUGCAGCACCCCAUUGAACCCCGGUGGGCAGCACCCUGGGGACCCCUCCAUGCAGUCAACUGUCAGCACCCACACACCCAGGGCAGCCUCCCCAGCACUGGGACAGAGGCUGGUCCAGGCCAACACUCGAGUGGUGCUCCGGGGCCUGGAGCCAGGGGUGAGGUACCACAUCCAGGUGCGCAGCAAGCCCGACGGUACCUCCAUGGACGGCGUCUGGGGGCCCUGGUCGCAGGCUGUGGCUGCAGAGACACCCCACUCCUCGGGAGACAUCGGGCUGUGCUGCAGCACCCCUGACCUGCGGCACGUGCGCUGCGAGUGGAGCUGGGACCCUGCAGAGCCCCACAGCUCCCACCAGCUCUUCUACCAGCCACCUCCGAGCGGGCCUGGCACAAGGGAAGAUGCAUGGCAACAGUGCGAGGAGGUGAGCAGGGGGGCACAGGGCACCUAUGCCUGCACCUUCCAGCCCAAGGCUGGCAGUGCCAUCUCUGUCCUGGUGAAUGUCACCAGGACCCGCAUGCUGCCCACACUCAGCUACUUCAAGGAGCCCUUUUGGCUGCACCAGGCUGUGCUCACAGAUGCCCCACAGCUUGUGCAGGCAACAGUGACGCAGGGCCGGCUGAGCCUGCAGUGGCUGCCGCCCCUGGAGCUGCUGGCAGAGCAGCUGGACUACCAGGUCCGCUAUGCCACGGAGAACAGCCACGACUGGAAGGUCCUGCAGGUUCCACAAGCAGCGAGGAAAGAGGUCCUGGACCUGCGGCCAGGCUCCCGCUACCACGCGCAGGUGCGGGCCCGGCCCAGCGGGCCGUGGUACCGGGGCAGCUGGAGCGCCUGGUCCAAACCCGUUGUGGUUGAUGCCGUGGCCGAUGCGGGUAAGGGGCAGGGCUGGCGGCCGCAGGAGCCACACGGCUGACGGCAAGAGGCGGAGAGUGCUGGAAAUGGGGUGGGGGCACGGGGCAGGGGGCUGCGAGGGGCUCAGAGUUGGUGGGUCUGGGAAGGGCUACAGUUCUGGCGUUCCUCCUCCGAUGCAGGCUGGCUCAUCCCCAGUGUUACGGUGGUGCCGCUGCUCUUCUCAGCAGUGCUCCUGGGGCUGCGCUGCACCUUCCCCUCCCUCUACAGCAAUGUGAAGCAGAAACUCUGGCCGCCCGUUCCCGACCUGCACCGUGCUCUGGGCAGCUUCCUCCAGGAAAGCAGCAAGCACGGCCAGGCCAGCGCCUUCGACAAGCAGCCGCCGGAGGAGGCCGUCCUGCCCUGCCUGCUGGAGGUGCUGCCCGGCCCGCUGCGUGAGGCGGGCCCGCCGCCGGAGCACGCUGGGGGCCGCCUGUCCAGCACCGACAUCGCCAACCAGUCCUACCUGCUCAUGAGCGGCUGGGAGCCGCGGGCAGCCACGACCGCCCCCACCCCGCCAUAA